CCACCACCGCCACUCUCUCGUCUCGUGUCUCUCUUUCUCCAGUCUCUACUGUUCCUUAUCUCUCAGAAGAGUGGGGGGAGAGAGAGAGAGAGAGAGAGAGAUAUAGAGAGAGAAACUGAUAGAGAAGAAAAUGUCAUUUGAGAGAGGAUUGAAGAGUAAAGCGAUAACAAUGGACGGCUAUGACUCAUAGGUAGGGCUUUUGUAAAUAAAACAGCAAAAGUGAAAAAGGAAAACACAUACAUUCUCCCCAGAAAAGUGCUCUUAAUCAAGAAGGCGAAGAAAGAUAAGGAAAAAAUAAAUGUUGAUUUUCGGAGCAAACGAAAUCGAAGAUCUAUCCUGCAAUCGGAGAUCUCGGCAGCAUGAAGAGAUUUGGACUCUGAGCUGCUGAAAGCCGGUCUUGUGCGGAAGAUUUGGGGAGGGGCUGUUGUGUCUACAAUAUCAGAAAAUGAAAUCUGACACACUGCUUGAUUAUGCCGUGUUCCAGCUGUCUCCCAAGCUCUCACGAUGUGAGUUGUUUAUAUCCAGUGGUGGGGCGACAGAGAAGCUUACAUCAGGUCUGGUAAAGCCAUUUAUUACACACUUAACAGUUGCAGAAGAACAGGUUGCUCGAGCAGUUCAGUCCAUCAAACUUGAAGUUGAGAAACAUAAAAAUGCUGGAACAUGGUUCACAAAAGGGACUCUUGAGAGGUUUGUCCGAUUUGUUAGUACACCAGAGGCUUUGGAGAUUGUCAAUACAUUUGAUGCUGAAAUGUCUCAGUUGGAAGCAGCACGGAGGAUUUAUUCACAACGAAGGGAAGAUAAGCUGCCCGGUUCAUUUGGUGGAGAUACUGGAGCCCCAGAUGCAGCUGACAUAACCAAGAAGGAGCUUCUGAGGGCAAUUGAUGUGCGACUUGAUGCUGUUAAGGAUGACCUGACCAUGGCUCUUGCCCGAGCGUCUGCUGCUGGUUUCACCCUUGAGACUGUCUCUGAACUCCGGCUUUUUGCUGAUCAAUUUGGUGCUCAUCGCUUAAAUGAAGCUUGCGGCAAGUUCAUCUCCCUAUGUCAGAGAAGGCCGGAAUUAAUCUGUGCUUUGAAGACUACAGGCAAUGAUCAAGCUGUCCGAACCUCUUCUGGUUCAGAUAUGUCCAUUGAUGACCUUGUCGAAGAAAGUGUUCCUGCCAGGCCUUGUUGGCCCCACCAAUCUCAGAGCCAGUUUCACAAUCAGCAACAUCAGCAGCAGCAGCAACAGACCUGCCAAGACCUUGAUGCUACACAACCCCCUGAACACUCCAAAUCCUCCAUUUGUCAACAACCAAAAUCUUCCUUCACCUUCCCAAUACGGCGUUCCAGUGAUGGGGAUGAGAGCGGUGAAGGGACCAUUGAGAAGGAGAAGGACAAGGAAGAGAGUGUGACCGAGUUGUCUCAGGCUAGUCGGCCGUCGAGGCGGCUGAGUGUUCAGGACCGGAUCAAUUUGUUUGAGAGCAAGCAGAAGGAGCAGUCUGGGAGUGGUGGUAAGGUCCCAUCAGGGAAGUCUGUUGAGCCGAGGCUGUCUUCGGAUGUGUCAUCCACUCCUCCUGUUGUGGAGAAGGCCGUUUUGAGAAGAUGGAGUGGGGCCAGUGACAUGAGUGUGGACUUGAGUAAUGAUAGGAAGGAAACAGAGGGCAGUUCAAUCACACCUUGUUCUUCCACAAAUUCUCAGACCCAGUCCAGCAAGUCUAGCAAAUUUGCCGGUACGCAUGAGGAUCGCAAGGAUGAUGUGGGAUCACACGACACAGCCACAACUUCAAAGGUUGAGUUCAGGGGCUCGUCAGGCCUAUUGGAUGAUUCUGGAUUGAAAGAUCUGCCUAUUACCCAAUCCCGGGUUACGGAUUCUGAAGCCCAAGUGACAGCUUUGUUUGGCAGCUCAGAGGAUGGUCAUUCAAAAGAUCGACUGGCAUCUCAAACUCAGGUGAAUGUAUUGACAGGAAAAUUAGAAAAGGUGGGGUGGAAAGAUCAAGAACCUUUUGAGAGCCAGUCACACUCUUAUUCAGGCUGGGGUGAAGUUGAUUUGAAGAAUCGAACAGUUUCUCAGGCCCAAUUUAGAUCUUAUCCUGGUGGAGCUGAGCAAUCUGGAUUACAAGAUCAGACUUCACCUCAAAACAUGUCCAGAACUCCUUUUGUUGGAACUGAGCUUCCAGAAGUUAAAGACCAAGUUGCAUCUCAGUCGCAGUUCUUGGUUCUUUCUGGUCAGGAUGCAGGUCAGAUGUCAUAUGGAGCUUCUGUGAGCAGAACAGACAGUGUUGAACUGAGAGAUCAUUCUGCUUCCCAGGCUUUAUUCAAGGAUUCUCCCAGUGCAACAGUGAACACUGGAUCAGAUUUAAGACAACGACCAGUUUCUCAUAGUCUGGGUAAAGCUUUCUCAGGUAAGUUGGGAGGAAGUGCUGAAUUGAAAGACCAAGCAGCCUUCCAGGUUCAGUACAGGGGCUUCGAAGGUGAUCGGUUGGGUCGUCCAUCUCAGUGGAGCUCUUUCCCAGGAAAAAUGGAGGAUGUUGGGAGGAAAGAAUUGGAAUCUUUGGGAAUGGAACAUGGAGAUUUGACCCCCAAAGUGGAAAAUAAUCUUCACAGAGCAAAGUUGCAGCGACAGAGGUCUCAACCUGAACAGAGCAAGAAGUCACAAGGUAGGAGGGGUGAAAGCACUCCUGUCAAUGGAAACAGUGAAAUGUUUUUCCCUCGGAGAAAGAUUAUUGAAAGUGCAGAGGGGGUUGGUUCAGCCACAAUAACCCCAGUUGAGCAAAUUCAGAAGAUAAGGCAGUCAAAAGGAAGUCAGGAACUCAAUGAUGAGUUGCAGUUGAAAGCUGAUGAGCUUGAGAAGCUUUUUGCAGCGCAUAAGCGUCGGGUUAGUGGAGAUCAGCCUUCUUCUGUUCGGAGAACUAAGGGACUAGAUGCACAGGUGGAGCAGGUUGCUAGUGCAAUGUACAGGACAUCAGAUGAAGUUACUCCUGCUCGAUUGCAUGAAAAAAAUCUAGUGAGGGAACCUUUUAGUAGUUCCAGUGACAUGGUGGAGUUUGAUUUCAGUUCUUUAAUAAAGAAAGUAAAUAGUCAGGACCAUGGUAGUACUCUUGGGCAGCAUAUUACUGAGUUUGGUUCGUCCGAGGAUUCUAGAGGAAAGUUUUAUGAUAGGUACAUGCACAAACGAGAAGAAAAACUGAGGGAAGAAUGGAGUUCAAAAAGGGCUCAAAAGGAAGCAAAGAUGAAAUCCAUGCAGGAUAGUCUUGAACAGAGUAGAGCUGAGAUGAAAGCCAAGCUCUCAGGGACUCCAAGCCAGCAGGACACAGCUCUUCAUGCUCGUCGACGUGCAGAGAAACUCAGAUCUUUUAACAUUCGUUUAGCCAGUAAGAACAGGGAGCAGCAGCCAAUAGAGUCUGUCCCGAGCGAAAAUGAUGAAGAUCCAUCAGAAUUUCCUGGAGAGACACAGUAUGGACAAGAUAUAUCCUUCAAUGAGAUAAAUUCAGCAGAUGGCUCUUCCAAAAGUACUCAAUCCAUGAAGCUUUUGCACAGUAGAAGCUCAUCUUCAUCUACCCCUCGAAUCUUAGCAGUGCCAGCGACACGAUCAUCUGCAAAGGGUUCCAAUCCCAGUUCUGGCAGGCGACGGACUCAACCAGAAUACCACCUUGCACAGUCUGUUCCCAAUUUGUGUUACUUAAGAAAGGAGAACACAAAACCUUCAACAGGAAUCAGCAAGACAGCUUCUCGUUCACAGUUUAGAAAUUUUAAUCGCAGCAAGAGCAUCAGUGAAGAGCUACCACUUGUUAAGGAGGAUAAGCCACAGCGAUCUCAGUCCAUGAGAAAGAGCUCUGCUAGUCCUGGUGAGUUUAAGGACUCAUCACCUCAGAACUCUGAUGGUGUUGUUUUGGCACCGGUAAGAUAUUGUAAUGAACAAACUGACGAGAGCCUCUAUGGCCAAUCUCCCAAGAAUGCUGUGUCAAAGCCCGUAUUCAGGAAGGGUAAUGGAAUAGGUCCUGGGGCUGGUGCUGGUUUGGCUGAUAUGACAACUUUAAUGGAAUCUGAGGACCUGAAAAACAAAGAAGAGUCUGAUGAAGCGGCUGAUCAGCUAGAAGAUUCAGUAGACAUGGUCAAGGGGGAAGAGGAGGAAGAGGAAGAGUUUGGAAGAGUGACUGAUGAAGAAGGUUUUAAGGCUGCAUAUUUUCAUGCUGAUUCAGAUAAUGAGAAAUCACAAGUGAGCCACGACUCAGAAAAAUCAGGUGAUCCUGGGUCAGAAAAUGGCGAUUCCCUGAGUUCACUUUCUCAAGUGGACCACAACCUGGUAGUUGCGGCUGUUUCAGGGCCUGUUACAUUCCAUGCUUCUGCAGUGAAUGUGCAGGACUCACCAGGAGAAAGCCCUGCUUCUUGGAACUCUCGGGUGCAUCAUACAUUUUCUUGUGUUAACGAGACAUCAGAUAUUGAUGCCUGUGUGGACUCUCCAGUGGGGAGCCCUGCAUCAUGGAACUUACACUCCCUCAGUCAGGUGGAAUCUGAUGCAGCUCGAAUGAGGAAGAAGUGGGGCAGUGCUCAGAAGCCAGUUCUUCUUACUGCUAAUACUUCACAUAAUCUUUCACGAAAGGACAUGACAAAAGGGUUUAAGAGGUUAUUGAAGUUUGGGAGGAAAAGUCGUGGGUCUGAGAGCCUGGUAGACUGGAUAUCUGCAACUACUUCAGAAGGAGAUGAUGACACUGAAGAUGGCCGGGAUCCAGUCAAUAGGUUCUCAGAUGAUGUGAGGAAAUCAAGAAUGGGUUCCUCACAGGGUCACCCUUCUUAUGAUGGUUUCAACGACGGCGAGUUGUUUAAUGAACAAGUUCAAGCCUUGCGAAGCUCUAUCCCUGCUCCUCCAGCCAACUUCAAACUGAGAGAGGACCUUCUAUCAGGAAGCUCGCUAAAAGCGCCACGGUCAUUCUUCUCUCUUUCAUCGUUCCGGAGCAAGGGGACCGAGUCAAAGCCCAGGUGACAGCUGAGAACUGAAGUGUUUGGAUCUCAGGGUAUAAAGAUUCCUAUAUAUAUGUAGAGCUGGCAGUUGAUUUUGAAUAGAGGUAGAUUAUAUAUAAAAUCCAUGCUUCUAAAGGGGUAUAAUAUGCCACAAUGUAUUCUUCUCUUCCAUGGCCUUCCAAGGCUUUCGGUUUCUCAUUUUGAUUUUAGCUAGUGUCUACCCCUCCAUUAGUGGUGUUGAAAUUUGUAACAUUUGUCUCAAGUGAAAAGUUGCCAAUUGGUGUAAAAUUAUCCUUAAUAUUGUGAGUCCAGGUAUUAAUUUCCCCCCUUUACUGUAGUCAUUUUGUAUGCUUGUAUAUCAGAAUUUACAACUUGUAAGAAUUCAGAAUGUCUACAGUUAAACCAGAGGAGAGUGAUUGCAU
Messenger RNA from Macadamia integrifolia, 5360 nucleotides. RefSeq lists its product as uncharacterized. The record is from RefSeq and is a predicted model, not a curated record. Lineage: Eukaryota; Viridiplantae; Streptophyta; Magnoliopsida; Proteales; Proteaceae.